UUUAACUAACUAUGUUUUAUUCACAUUGAUUAACUAAGUUUUAAAAGUAAUUCCAAAUAUAACAAAAUGGGUUCAUCCAAAAAACAUAAAAAGAAUAAAUCAGAACGACGAGAUAAAUAUGAGGAAUAUAGUCAAGAUCCGUCGCAGCUGCAGCGCGGCUUGAAACUCAUACUUAAGGUGGGAACCAACUCCACACCCGAAUAUAGCGCAAAUUCGCCCCUCACCUCUUUGGAUGGGCCGCCCACCGCUGCCGAAGCCAUGAUGUCGGCAGCGCCUAGCAGUCCUCUGCCAGAGGAAUUACAGUUUGGCGGUGAGCGUGAACGUCACAAAAAGUCCAAAAAGAAAAAAAAGAAAAAAGACCGUGAGAAAAAGCACAAACAUCACAAAGAGAAACGCCACCGCAGUGAACGCCGUGAUAGUAAUGGAAGCAAGGUCCGGCAUCGGGAUACAUUCUCGACAGAGCGGCUAACAGAUGAAGUGUCCGCCGUCGACGAUGGCGGCUGUAGUAGCUCUGCAUUGCAAAGAAGCACUGUAAGAAGCUUGCCUCAUAAUGUGGCGCAAGCACCACCACAAACCGAUCCUGAUUCAAGCCAAGACGGCUUUAACUUUAUGUAUAACGACAACGACAAUUCGCAGCAGCUGCCAGAAAAUAUAUUAUUUUACUCAGGCAUAACAACGGAUAAUUCACCCUCAAACUGCCCGGUAACGAAACCAAUAGUGCCGCGCAAAAUUGAGGAGCUUCUGCUAGGCUCGCCCACAUCCUCCUCGCUACAGUCUUCCUCGAUAAGCAUGGUGGGCGGCAGUCCAACGAAGCCACUUCCCGAUCUGCUGAUUCCAUCGCCGUCUCCUUCAACGGGAGGCGCCAGCUCCCUAAAUGGGCUUACGCCCAAACCGCUGGAAGCACCGAAAACUCCGAGUACAUCGAGCGAAUCAGGACGCGAGCCGCGCAGUUGCGUCCUUAAACUCAAACAGCAAAAAUCACCGCUCAACAAACUUCUGGAGCAUUUGCUACGGUUUCUGGAAAAACGCGAUCCUCACCAGUUUUUCGCAUGGCCGGUGACCGACGACAUCGCGCCUGGCUACUCUUCCAUUAUAAGCAAACCAAUGGACUUUUCGACGAUGCGUCAGAAAAUCGACGAUCACGAGUACGCAACUCUGACAGAAUUUAGCGAUGACUUUAAGCUGAUGUGUGAAAAUGCCAUUCGCUACAAUCAUGUCGACACCGUCUACCACAAGGCGGCGAAGCGGCUUCUGCAAGUGGGUGUUAAGCAUCUGCAGCCGGACAACCUCAUGCGCAGUCUUAAACCGCUAUCUGGUUUUAUGCGCGAACUAACGGCGAAAGAGCUGGGCUUCGAACUGACAUCCAACGAGUUUUCAAAUUACGACGGUCAUGAUUCAGGUGAUGAAGGUGCAUCAACGGGUGCUGAGGAACCCACACCGGCGCAGAUUGAGGAAGAGGAACGCAAACGCGCGCUACGAUUGGAAAAUGAACCAAAAACACAUUUUGAACCCUAUGUGGAUGAUAUGACUGGGGAGGAGAUACUUGCCCAGGUGCAAGGUGCCGCCCAGAAGGCUAAGCAGCACGUCAGCGCUCAGCAAAGAGCAUAUAAAAUGGGCUUUUUGCGCCAAAACAAUGACGGCACUACCUCACUAAAUCUGUUGAUCAAGGACGAAAACGAGGGACCCGAGAAGGUGAUUACCAUCGGCGACCUUGUGGGUAAAUUGCAGUCCGGAAGCGGCCAACUACAAGGAAUGCGCAAGGACAAGCGCAAUAAUCUCAAGCCGGUGAAAUCUCUUAGCUACGGAGCAUAUGCAUCCUUUGCUCCCAUAUUUGACUCGCGCUUCUCCAUGCUUAGCGCUGAGGAGACGCAGCUGGUGCUGCGCACAUACGGCGAUGCGUCCAGUGCUGAGUAUGCCGAAAGCAUUCUACAGUUCACGAAAGACUCCAGCUAUGCGAACACACUUGCCAACGGCCUGCUCGACAUUAUGACCAAUGGGGAGCACAGCAAAUCCUUGGACGAGCUUUACAACAUACAGCUACAAAAUUAUGAGCGGCAGGAAAUCGAUAAGUGCUUCAGCAGCACAAACGGCGAUGACGAGGAGAUGUCACUUUCCACUGCAGACUCGCGGGAGCUCAUUGAACAAGAGUAUGAGAAAUAUAAAAACACGCGAGUCGACUUCAAACGUCUGCGCUCGCUCAAGGAGCUGGGUAUCGAUGUGAGCUUUCUGGACGACAUGGAGAACAGCAUGAAGGACUUCGAGCUGACGCGUCGUCUACAGGAACAUCUCAGCAACAAUCUCACUCUGAUUGAAAAGCUGCGUGUUACGCAGCACGAUCGAUUGUCUCAACUUCUUCCCGCACAUCUCGCUAUGGUACCACAGGCAGGGCAGGAGGAGACGCACGUCGCUCACCAGUUGACGCAGCAGCUGACCGAUUUGGCUAAGAAGCUGCCACCCUCCGCCAUCGCCGAUCCGUACGCGUUACGGAAAGCCAUGGGCAUGUCCUGUGUCGGCUUGCCGCCGGCACCGCAAGUAUCUCCACGCAUCCCCUUGCCGGAAGCUCUACAACAUCAGGUGGCUUUGCCCCAGCUACAGCUACCGGGCAACGUACCGGGGGUAUCCAUCCCCAUGGACAUUGAUGAGCAGGACGAGCCAACUGGUGGAGACUUGGAGAACGAGUUGCGCGAAUUCCUAGAGAGUGGCUCCGGUCUGCACGCCACCAAUUCGACUGAGGAUAACAAUAUAGUGGCGCAGCUAUUCUUAAAUUAACAACGUUUACAAAUUGAUGUAAGAUAAUUUAACUUUCUCACUUAAUUCUUACACCACUUAAAUUACAUACAACAUAAAUUUUAAGGCAUAUUAUUCAUUCUUUAAUUUGCAAAUCAUUAUAGGUAG
Messenger RNA from Scaptodrosophila lebanonensis, 2895 nucleotides. RefSeq names its product bromodomain-containing protein 7 (gene Brd7-9). The transcript has 4 exons. Gene Ontology annotation, biological process: regulation of transcription by RNA polymerase II. NCBI's taxonomy places the organism in Eukaryota, Metazoa, Arthropoda, Insecta, Diptera, Drosophilidae. Bases 67 to 2769 code for a protein of 900 amino acids. Gene Ontology annotation, cellular component: nucleus. The record is from RefSeq and is a predicted model, not a curated record.